GACCUUGCAGUCUUUGUGAACUGUGGGGCUACCGUGGUGUGGUAAAAUUAUCAACAACAUAAUAGUGUCAGUUGUUUAGUAGACAUUUUUUUCAAUUUUGAACCGCGCAAAUUGCUGCGUUAUCUUUGAAGAUAAAGAAUAAUAACAAAUAGUACAUAACUAGCUUUAAUCAGAGUUAUAGGUCUUUUAGAAGCAUACUAUAACAGUAACAGAAUAGAACAUUAGUUUACUUAAUAUGGAUUUGGUUAAGAAUGGUUGGUUUAGUGAAAUUUCCGACUUAUGGCCAGGACAAUGUUUUUCUCUCAAAGUAAAAGAAAUACUCUACCAGGAUAAGUCUGAUUAUCAAGAUAUUUUGAUUUUUGAAUCGACGAAUAAUGGUACCGCCUUAAUUUUGGAUGGAAUAAUUCAAUGCACACAGAAAGAUGAAUUUUCAUACCAGGAAAUGAUAACAUUCAUACCGCUUUGUAACCACGCCAAUCCAGAAAGGGUGCUAAUUGUAGGUGGUGGAGACGGUGGAGUUGCUCGAGAAGUUCAGAAGCAUCCUUUAGUCAAAGAAAUCAUUCAGGUGGAAAUCGAUGAAAAAGUAGUCAAUGCAAGUAAAAAACAUUUGCCUUUUAUGGCAAAAGGUUUCAACUCCCCCAAAGUUACGUUGAAUAUUUGUGACGGAUUUGAGUAUAUGAAGAACCACAAGAAUGAAUUCGAUGUGAUCAUCACCGAUUCUUCAGAUCCUAUUGGACCAGCUGUUAAUCUUUUUACAGAAUCUUAUUACAAAUUAUUAAAAGAAGCCCUCAGACCGAAAGGUGUAAUCAGCUGCCAAGCCGGAACCGUCUGGACAGACCUUCCUCAUGUCAAACAAACGAUAUGCCACUGCAAGAAGUAUUUUAAAAGUGUAAAAUAUGCAUAUUCUAGUGUACCGAGUUACACAGAUGGGCAGAUCGGUUAUUUAGUUGCGACGGUCGAUGACACUAACGAUUUGAAAAAACCUAAUUUUAUAUUCACUGACAAACAAUUAGAAGAAUUAAAUAUUAAAUAUUAUAGCGAUGAAAUACAUAGUGCUGCUUUUGUAUUGCCAAAUUUUGUAAAGAGACAUUUGUCUAAAUAA
Molecule: messenger RNA, 1102 nt
Organism: Psylliodes chrysocephalus
Lineage: Eukaryota; Metazoa; Arthropoda; Insecta; Coleoptera; Chrysomelidae
Source: the annotation of a GenBank genome assembly